CCGAGGGGGGAAGCUCAAGAAGCUCUGAGAGGUGAAGGAGCGAGCGCGUCCACUUCACCACCACCGCUAUCACCCUCACCACCUCCCCGUGCCUGCCCUCCACCCCCCUCAGGGCCUUCCUUUGAAGUCACGUGGCAACCCCUCCCUUCUCUCUCCCCCCCAGCCCCCCAAUUCCCGGCGUGGGGAAUGGCCUCAGCUUUAUUGUGACGCAAGCAGCUUAGAAGCCGGCGCUCGCGUCCCCAAGCCCGCCCGGGCCGCGUUCUGCUAGAGCCAGACAGCAGCAGCAGAGGAGGCGGGAGGCUGGAGCGCCGCGGCGAGGAGAGACCAGAGAGCCCUGGCCGGUUUUGCCUACUGUGAAGAGACUGAUUAUUAUGUGCCUUUCUUUGGCAUGAUACUUAAUGUGAAAAUUCACCAGGAGGGGGAAAAAGUCUUUGAACUUGAAUUUUAUUAUCCAACUAAGCUCAUGAAGAUGUGCAUAGCAGAAUAAUGGAAGCACCUGAAUACCUUGAUUUGGAUGAAAUAGAUUUUAGUGAUGAUAUAUCUCUACUACAAACUGGCCAUGGUCACUGGUUGGCCACUGUGAGAACAGGAUGCUGGACUAGAUGGGCCACUUAUGUUCUUAUGUUCUUAGACUUCAUGCAAAACCAUAGUUUAGCAAGACAAGAACAAGACAAGUAUUCAGUAACUUCCCUCAAGACUAUCCCAGAAUUACGUAGGAAGUGUGAUUCACAAAAUGAAGACAGAACAGUUUCUAGCACAAAUUGGAGUUCAGGAGUUUCAACACUCCUUGGAAAUGCACAAAAACCAACUGGCAUUGCAGAUAUGUACAGUAAGUUCAGACCAGUGAAGAGGGUUUCUCCACUAAAGCACCAACCGGAAAGCUCUGAAAAUAAUGAAAGUGAUGACCAAAAGAACCAGAAGAUGGAAUAUCAGAAAGGCAGUGACUCUCCACCUGCAGCUCAGAAUGGUGAUAUGCUUCUGCGUAACCGAGAGAGCCUUAAAACAAAAUGUGUUGAACCUGGAGUUUUGCUUGGUGAGCUGGAGCACUAUGACCUGGACAUGGAUGAAAUUUUGGAUGUGCCUUAUAUUAAAUCAAGCCAGCAACUCGCUACUUUUACCAAGGCAGCUCCAGAGAAACGGAUUUUGAGUGUGUACUCAACAUUGAAUGGUCUUAGUGGCAAGUCAUGUCCUGCAGGAAACACCGAGAAGGCACCAACAGGAACAACAACACAGUUCUGUGUUCUGUCCCCUGUGAAAAGCUCUCAGCUGAGAAAAGCGCAGCCCAUUGUCCCUGAUCAACAUAAGCAUUUAACUGAAGAACUGGCGUUUCCCCAGCUGCUAGUUAACUGUGGUUCAGUCCAUGAACCUGAACCCCAGACCAAGGGCUUUCUCAACAGGACAUUUGCUGAUAAAAUGGAGAAGACUGUGUCCCAUUGUCAAUUAAGGACUUUUCAUCUGCAGGCAGCAGUGGCAGAAAACAAGCAUGAUGAACUGAACAGCAGUAUGAACUGGAGCAGCUCUGGAGGUCCAGAAGAAAGGAAUGAGGGUGUGAAAAAAAACAAGAGCAUCUUAAAUAUUGUGAAAGAAGGGCAAAUAUCGCUACUGCCCCACUUAGCAGCUGACAAUCUGGACAAAAUUCAUGAUGAAAAUGGCAACAAUCUUUUGCAUGUUGCAGCAUCACAAGGACAUGCAGAAUGCCUACAGCAUCUCACAUCUUUGAUGGGUGAAGAUUGCUUGAAUGAGCGGAACAGUGAACAGCUAACUCCUGCUGGUUUAGCAAUAAAGAAUGGUCAGCUGGAGUGUGUGCGUUGGAUGGUGAGUGAAACAGAAGCCAUUGCAGAACUAAGUUGCUCAAAAGAUCACCCAAGCCUUAUUCACUAUGCUGGUUGCUAUGGGCAGGAGAAAAUCCUUCUGUGGCUUCUUCAGUUUAUGCAGGAACAAGGGAUUUCUUUGGAUGAAGUUGAUCAGGAUGGUAAUAGUGCAGUCCAUGUUGCUGCCCAGCAUGGGUAUCUGGGAUGUAUACAGACUCUGGUUGAAUAUGGAGCAAACGUCACUAUGCAGAACCAUGCUGGAGAAAAACCUUCCCAAAGUGCUGAGCACCAGGGACACACCAUGUGCUCACGUUACUUGGUAGUGGUGGAGACAUGCAUGUCGUUGGCAUCCCAGGUUGUGAAGUUAACAAAACAACUGAAAGAGCAGACGGUAGAACGUGUGACAUUACAGAACCAACUCCAGCAACUUCUGGAAAUACAGAGAUCAGAGAGCAAGUCACUGCCAACAUCCCCAAGUUCACCAUCAUCACCCACUUCUGGCAAGCUUCAGUGGAAACCAUCUGAUACAGAUGAUUCGUCUAUACCGAAAAGUAAAUUGAACGCCCAUGAUGGGAUGCAGAUUUUUGGCAGUGUGGGAAGUCCACACCACAAUCGGCCCAAGAUGAAAGAUGAGGACUCUGAUAAAAUUCUGCGCCAGCUGCUGGGGAAAGAAAUAUCUGAAAAUGUUUGCAUGCAGGAAAAGCUAUCACUAGAAUUUCAGGAUGUUCAUGCCUCCAAGAAUAUAAAGAAGGUUCCCCUGGAAAAAAAAGAAUUGAAGUUAGCAAGACUGAAGCAUCUAAUGCAGCGAUCCCUCAGUGAGUCUGAUACAGAUUCAAAUAAUUCAGAAGACCAGAAGAACACCCCUGUGAACAGAACUGAUAAGCCAAGGCCACACCCCAUAGUGGAAAACACUGAAAGCACUGAGAAUUUGCAUCUGAUGAUUAAGAAACACACUUUAGCCUCUGGUCGCCGGUUCCCUUUUGGAAUUAAAGCCUCAAAAUCUGUGGAUGGUAAUAGCCCUUCUCCCACUUCUGAAAGUAGUGAUCCUGAUAAUGAAUGCCAGUAUCAAACUGGGGCUAUAUCUCAGAGUCAAGUCGUGGGAGAUACCUACCAGCCAAGCCCUGAUACCACCAUUACUCACAAAGUGGCCACAAGUCCCAAGAGUGCACUCAAAUCUCCAUCUUCAAAGCGCAGAACUGCCCAGAAUUUAAAACUCAGAGUGACAUUUGAGGAGCCUGUGGUGCAGGUGGAACAAACAGAGACUGGUUUAAAUGGGGAAAGGGACAAAGAGCGGAGUAAAGCCCUUCAACGUCCUCCAUCCAAUGCUGAAUCUGGGGACCAGCAGAAACGGCCAUUUGGAACAUUUCGAUCCAUAAUGGAAACACUGAGUGGCAACCAGAACAAUAAUAAUAACUAUCAAACUGCAAGCCUACUCAAGACCUCAUCACCCUUUACCUCAUUAGGAAGGAAAGCCACAGAUAGCAAAGGAAAUUCAGCAACUUCUGCAAAAGGAAAAAAUAAGCCAGUGAGUGAUGAUGGGGCUGAGGGGAUCUUUUUGAAUUUUAAUUAAUGAAGAAUUCUAAAAUGGUUUUUUUUGCUUAAAAUAACAAUAUACACACAACUCCCUUAAACAAACAUAAACACAUCCCCGCUGAAAUGCCUUAAGACAGGGAAAGGGUAAUGUGGGAGCAUCUGGAAGGAGAUAAUAAAAUUCCUGAGUGUAACAUGAGGAUGUCUGAUCGAGCUUUUCAGGGAUUAGCUGUGUUCUAUGCAUCCAGUCCCUGCAAGCAAGCUACAUGAGCCCUGAGGUGAACUUGUCCCUGCAUGGAUGGUAAGGAUAGUGGCAAAGCCAGCUUGUGCUCUGCUGUCCACAUAGAUAGUCAAGCUAGAGUUAUCCUAUGUCACUUUGCACUUCGCUCUUUUCAGGAAUAUCUCCCACAAUUGUGAUUUGAUGCUGAAUUCAGAGAAGAAGUUGUUCCCAUGCAAAUACUUUCUAAAUUACCAAAAAAAAGUAGACUGAAAGAUAAGGAGGGAAAUCUUGUAUAUAUCAAAUCCAAUAUGUGGAUUGGAUAUAUCCAGAAAUAGGAACAGAGUCAGACUAUAAGAUUAGAAUCUAUGAAAGAUUCUACCAGUACUUAUUCCAAAAUAAAUAGUACCAGUACUCAUUCCAAAACCAAGGGAUCCAAGCAAGGUGUUAAGUUCAGACCUUCUUACUGAAGUGCUCCACCUGGCAUCUAUUAUUAUGUGGUAAGCCAUUCAUGUGGAUUGGCUUACCAUAGGAUUGGGGUGAUUUUCUCCAUGCCAGUGCAAAUCUUUCUCUUUCAAUAUUUGUGGUGGCAAGGAGAAAUUUGUCCUAAGCAUACAGUGAGUCACUCUACAUGAAAGGCUCACCAGUUGGUCAUCAGCAGUAUGAUAGGAGUGAUGGCUACCAGGGGAAAUACUUAGAGAAAUUCUGGAACUUGUGGAACUAGACUGUAAUGUUGGAUUAUUAGUUUAUGUUGAUCUGACAUGGUAGCAUACACCCAAGCAGAUUUCUGCCUUGGGGCUGAAAGAAGUUAGCAUAAGAUUGGGAAUAGGUUACAACAAAGAUUGGUAAAUCCUUCUGUGCAGGAACACAGAAGGGUUCAAAGGCCAAGAGAUAAGGAGUGGGAACAAAGCAGUUGGACUGUGGUCUUGGAGGCCAAGUUUGAUACAAUAAGUGAGAGGAUUGUAUUUUAAUGUAUUAUUAAAAGAAAACAUGAUUGCCAUUCAUAUAAAAGAAAAUUCAAAUAAAGGCUAAUCUAGAAUAUGGCAGACAGUUCAGUUUGCUUUUAGCUAUGCAGCACCAAAGAUUUAAGCCUACAGAUGAACUCCUAUAGCUGAACUGCCAUUUAACUGCAAGCAUCCUACUUCUUAAUCAAGCCCUCUUAUUAAAGGCUUAUGUUGAAACCAGCUAUAACAAAGUGUACUAGAAGAAGAAGAAAUAUAUUUGUCCAUAUCGUUUGCAUAAUUCAUAUAUGGAGAUCAAACAACUGGGAAAGAAAUAAAAAAGCAUCACUUAUAGCAGUGAUGAAAAGUGGAAAA
Molecule: messenger RNA, 4874 nt
Organism: Rhineura floridana
Lineage: Eukaryota; Metazoa; Chordata; Lepidosauria; Squamata; Rhineuridae
Gene: SNCAIP
Product: synuclein alpha interacting protein
Exons: 12
Coding region: 487-3381 (964 amino acids)
Molecular function (GO): ubiquitin protein ligase binding
Source: RefSeq, a predicted model, not a curated record